CUCAGAGAAGAUUCGAUUUCCAUUCGUCUUCGGAACAUGCUGUUUCGUCGCUGAGAGGGCAGCUGCCCAAUCGGUUACAACCUCCGAUCCCGGCCGGCUCAUCGUCUUCUGUACAAUCGAGCUCUCGGCUGCCAUAAAAAAAAAGUUGCAACAGUUGAGCCAACUCACUGGGAAACGCCAAUUGAAGCGCAGCCAUGGCAGCUCGGACUCUUAGAAUCGGUCUCAUCUCCGGCGAUGGCAUCGGCAAGGAGGUCAUCCCCGCCGGUCGGCGCAUUCUCGAAGCCCUUCCCGCGUCGCUCGGUUUGAAGUUCGAGUUCGUCGACCUCAAAGCGGGCUGGGAAACGUUCCAGGAGCAAGGCGUGGCGCUGCCGGACGAGACGGUAUCGAUUCUCAAAUCCGACUGCGACGGCGCGCUCUUCGGCGCCGUCAGCUCCCCGACCACGGCCGUCAAGGGCUACUCGUCGCCCAUCGUGGCACUGCGAAAGAAGCUCGACCUGUACGCCAACGUGCGGCCCGUCAAGACGGUCGUGUCGGCGCCCAGGCCCAUCGACAUGGUCAUUGUGCGCGAGAACACCGAGGACCUGUACGUCAAGGAGGAGACGACGCGCGACACACCCGACGGCAAGGUCGCCGAGGCCGUCAAGCGCAUCUCGCAGCGCGCCAGCAGCCGCAUCGCCACCAUCGCCGGCGAGAUCGCCCUGCGCCGCCAAAAGAUCCGUGCCGCCGGGUCGCCCAGCAUCCACAAGGGCCCGCUCGUCACCGUGACGCACAAGUCCAACGUGCUGUCGCAGACCGACGGCCUGUUCCGCUCAACGGCGCGCGAGGCGCUCGCCGUGCCGCGGUUCGGGGAGGUCGCCGUCGAGGAGCAGAUUGUCGACUCGAUGGUGUACAAGCUGUUCCGGCAGCCCGAGGCGUACGACGUGAUUGUUGCGCCCAACCUGUACGGCGACAUCCUGUCCGACGGCGCCGCCGCGUUAGUGGGGUCGCUGGGUCUGGUGCCCAGCGCCAACGUCGGCGAGGGUUUCGCCAUUGGCGAGCCGUGCCACGGCAGCGCACCCGAUAUCCAGGGCCAGGGCAUCGCCAAUCCGAUCGCCACGCUCCGCAGCGCCGCGCUGAUGCUCGAGUUCCUCAAUGAGGAGGCUGCCGCCGCCAAGAUUUACGCUGCCGUUGAUGCCAACCUUGAGGAAGGCAAGCUGCUCAGCCCAGAUUUGGGCGGUACUGCCAAGACGGAGGAGGUUGUCCAGGAUAUCCUCCGCCGUCUGUAAACUAAGGUCGGUGCUUGGCUUAGGAGGAACAUGCAGGACUUCAAGGCAACUGGCUGUUGUAGUGAUACCUGUCGUUUGUACAUAACUGGUGUCUAUGGGGAUAAAUAAAAGGGAAGCAUAGGUAUUAACUCCCCAAUCUGCGGCGGCUAAUUUCC
Molecule: messenger RNA, 1420 nt
Organism: Parathielavia appendiculata
Lineage: Eukaryota; Fungi; Ascomycota; Sordariomycetes; Sordariales; Chaetomiaceae
Product: Isocitrate/isopropylmalate dehydrogenase
Exons: 2
Coding region: 195-1265 (356 amino acids)
Biological process (GO): tricarboxylic acid cycle; L-lysine biosynthetic process; isocitrate metabolic process
Cellular component (GO): mitochondrion
Molecular function (GO): isocitrate dehydrogenase (NAD+) activity; homoisocitrate dehydrogenase activity; magnesium ion binding
Source: RefSeq, a predicted model, not a curated record